Betta splendens (Siamese fighting fish) is the source of this 698-nucleotide messenger RNA. RefSeq names its product crystallin, gamma MX, like 2 (gene crygmxl2). Lineage: Eukaryota; Metazoa; Chordata; Actinopteri; Anabantiformes; Osphronemidae. The record is from RefSeq and is a predicted model, not a curated record. The coding region runs from base 47 to 667 and encodes 206 amino acids. The transcript has 3 exons. Gene Ontology annotation, molecular function: structural constituent of eye lens. Gene Ontology annotation, biological process: lens development in camera-type eye; visual perception.
GAACAGUAGUUAGCAUCUGAAAAGGUAAAGAGUAGUCGUCCCGGACAUGUCAGAGGCCUCAUGGUCAGUGAGAGAGUAUAAAAAGGACCUGCAAGGGUGUCAAGGGCUACGGUGCGCAAACAUCCACAGCCCUGCAACCAUGGGAAAGAUCAUCUUCUACGAAGGCCGCAACUUCCAGGGCCGCCACUGGGAGUGCAGCAGCGACUGCAUGGACACCUUCAGGCACUUUAACUGCUGCAACUCCAUCCGGGUCAGCGGCGGGCACUGGGUGGCCUACGAGAAGCCGUACUACAUGGGCUACCAGUACAUCCUGGGCCCCGGCGAGUACCCCGACUACCACUGCUGGAUGGGCUUCAACAACUGCGUCCGCUCCUGCCAGAUGUUCCCUCCAUACCGAGGAUCGUACAGGAUGAGGCUGUAUAACAGGCCCGACAUGCUGGGACACUCCAUGGAGUUCUCGGACGACUGCCCCAACGUGUACGAGCGCUUCCGCUACCGUGACAUUUACUCCUGCAACAUCAUGGAGGGUUUCUGGAUCUUCUACGAGCACCCCAACUACAGGGGACGCCAGUACUUCCUGCGACCCGGAGAGUACAGGGCCUGCGGCGACUGGGGCUGCCACAACCCCAUGGUGGGCUCAUUCAGGAGAAUGAGGACUCUUGUCUGAACUCCAACUUAAAUUAACAUUAAACGUUUGA